Molecule: messenger RNA, 1390 nt
Organism: Alosa sapidissima (American shad)
Lineage: Eukaryota; Metazoa; Chordata; Actinopteri; Clupeiformes; Clupeidae
Product: histone H1.0
Biological process (GO): nucleosome assembly; chromosome condensation; negative regulation of DNA recombination
Cellular component (GO): nucleus; nucleosome
Molecular function (GO): nucleosomal DNA binding; structural constituent of chromatin; double-stranded DNA binding
Source: RefSeq, a predicted model, not a curated record
AUAAUAUACACUUACACAGCGCGUAUCGCAGGAGUUCUCGUACUGUUGAGGAUCUCGCUAAUUUAGGGGAUUAUAGAGGAAUAGUCUGCAGUGAUAUUUACACUAAUCUUUCGUAUUUGACAAAUUCCAGAAUUUUUUUUGGAGGACUUCAGACUUUUGAACACUGAGACAGCUUUCCUGAAACGAACUCAACCAAACACCGACAUGGCAGAGACAGCAGCCGCCCCGGCACAGAAAGCCAAAAAGGCGAAAGCCCCCAAAAAGGCUGCGUCGCAUCCCAAAUACUCCGAGAUGAUCAAAGCUGCGAUACUGGCCGACAAGAGUCGUGGCGGAGCCUCCCGGCAGUCCAUCGCCAAGUACAUUAAGAACCACUACAAAGUGGGUGACAACGCGGACUCUCAGAUCAAACUGGCCCUGAAGAGGCUAGUGGGGACCGGACUUCUUCGGCAGACCAAGGGCAUCGGUGCCUCCGGCUCUUUCAAACUGGCCAAAGCAGAGGACACCAAGAAACCAGCUGCCAAGCCCAAAGCGGUCACAAAAGCCAAGAAGCCAGUCAAAGCUGCGGCCAAACCCAAGAAAGCUCCGAAGCCCAAGAAGGUGGCUAAGUCCCCCGCAAAGGCGAAGAAGAGCAAACCUGCUGAAAAGAAAGUGAAGAAAGCUAGAAGAAAAAAAGCGCCCGCGAAGCCCAAAAAAGUGGCGAAGAAGACCAAGGUGGCCAAGCCAGCUAAGGCGAGUAAGCCCAAAAAAGUGAAAACGGCGAAACCCAAAGCGAAGACAGCAGCAAAGAAAAGCGGAAAGAAGAAGUGAACUCAAAUUACUAAUGAGACUCAUUGACGGACAUUUGACAAAACACACCGUGUAAAUAGACUUUUUGAGGAGGUUUUGGUAUCUGUAAUUAUUUUUGUAUGGUCUUGUGCGGACUUAAACUACGACCUUUUUACCGUUUCUUCUCCACCACUUUUGCACUAUGUUGUGAUAAUUAGAUCCAGAAAAAGCGAGGAUCUUGAAUUGGAAUAUGUUAAUGGCAACACUACUGCCCUAAAUAUUUAUUUUAUUUUAUCCUCUUUCUGUAUCACUUGUAGCGCUAAUCUGUCACUUGUAGCGGUAAUUGACCUGACAGCUGUUUUGUUAAGAAUGCUGACAUGCCACAGACAAAAAAGUGAAUCAUUCGACGAGGAUAUUUAAAAACGAUGGGUGUGUUACUUAAUCUGUUAGAGUGAAAUGUUUAAAUACGCUCGUGACACUUGACUGAGACUUCUCUCUGGAAGGACAGCUGUUGUAUAUUCAAGUUCUACCAUCAUGUUUAUCUGUUGUCAUGUCCAGUUAUUACACAUAAUAACGCCUUUAUACUGUACAAUAAUAAAAUAUCAACUUUCCUGUCUUCUCUAAA